Paramecium sonneborni is the source of this 2106-nucleotide messenger RNA. The record is from the annotation of a GenBank genome assembly. NCBI's taxonomy places the organism in Eukaryota, Ciliophora, Oligohymenophorea, Peniculida, Parameciidae.
AUGAACUUAAAAAUUUCUAUUCCUUAAGAAAAAUAAAUUUAUGAGUUUGCAUACGAUGAGAAUACAAACCCUUUUUAAAUUUCUUCAAUAAUUUGUUAAGUUGUUUUAUUACCAAAAGCAAUAAUCCCAACCACAACUAAAUUUUUUGAUGAAAAUAAUUAAGAGCUUGAUCUCUAAAAAACAUUAUAAGAUUAAGGAAUUAGUCCAUAAAAGUAAAUUUAUUUUUAUUAUUCUCAAUCAAUAAAGAUCCAAUGUCUUUGUAAUAACUAAAAUUUUAUUUGUGUAGUAAAUUCUCUAAAAAAGAUUGGAGAUUAUUCAAACACUUAUAAGUAAAUAAUGGCAUAGGCAUAUUCAUAAUAUAAAAUGGUAGUUUUAUACUAAGGUAAACCUUAAAAUUUAGAAACUUAUUGGUUUGAAACAGGAAUUAAUGAUUCUAGUUUAGUUGAGUUUAAAAUUUUAUUGCCUCUUCAAUUAACUUAUUUCUAGGACCAUUUUUAAGAAUAUAUUCCAUCCACUUGGAAAGUACAUUAAAUAAUUACUCACAUAAUUGAAAAAAAAUAAAUAAAGGAAAUCAUACAAAUCACUUAAAAGAAUAAAAUUAUUGAAUAUGAUCUUGAAUUAUCUUAAUUAUAUUCGAAUCUUAAUAAUUGGUAAAUAGAAGAUGUAAAAGAACCAAGUUACUAAAUUCAAUUGAAAGAUGGAACAUUAAAAAUAGUUAAAAUUUAAUCUAAAAAAAAAGUAGGUGAUUUAUGUGAAUUAAUAAAAAAAGAAUUUAAUAUUCUAAAGAGUGUGAAUCUUGAAUUAUAAUAUGGAUUAAUAACAUUAAAUAAUCAAACUUUUAUAAUAGAUCAAAUGAUUUUAAAUAAUAGUGUACUUAUAGUAAAUAAUUAAAAUUUAGUAUUUAAUGAUUAAUUUCAAGAAAAAAUCAAUAAUUAGAUUAAUGAUAAUAAUUAAGAAAAAGUUAUUAAUUAAAUUGAGCCUAAAUAAAAAUAGUUAGAUAGUAAAUAAAAUAAUGAAGUAGAUAUUAAAUCUGAUGAUAGACUAUAAAUCAUUUUGUUAAAUAAAAAAAACAAAUAAUAAAUUUUAUGUAAGAUAGUUUAAAAAUCAGAAGAAAUUAAUUGUUUAGAUUAAUAAAUAAUUCCUUGUGAGAUGAGAGAUAAAUUCAUUAUAUAAUAUUUUCAAGGAAAUAAUAAACCAAUUAAUAAUAUUACUUUUGGAGAUUUAGAGAAAGAUUAAAAAAAUAAUAUAAAAAUAGAAUUUUUAAUAUAAAAGUAAAAGCCAAUACUGAAAAACAUUAGUAGUUUUAGUUAAAUCUAUGAAUUUUAAUUCAUAUAUAAUAGUUAACUUAUAAAAGAGAAAGUUGAUAUUACAAAAACUUUAUAAAAGAUAGAAAACUAGAUAAAAUAAAAAUACAAUAUACCUGAAUUGUAUUCAUUAUUUUCUGAGGGUUCUUUUGAUGAAAAUCAAACAAUAAUUGCUCUUGGUCUUUAAUAAUUAAAUAUAAUUUUUGAAUUCAAAUCUAGAAACCCUGAUACUAGAACUUUUCAAACAAUUAUUUAUCCAAAUAAAGUCUAAUUAAUUUCUUAAAUAUCAUAAAUCUAAAAUGUUUUUUAAUUACGUGAAAGAAUAAAAAAAGAAUAUUUAAAAGAAAAUGAUCAAGCCAUAAUUUAAAUUAAAUUCAAUUAAUAAAAUUUGCAUGAUAAUUAAUAAUUAAGUGAAUUAGUUAAAGAAAAUAAUACAUAAAUAUUUGAGGCAACAAUUUUAGAUUAAUUUGAAGUUAAAUUUCAAGGUCUAAAUUAAUAUAAACUGACUGAUUAAGUUUAUGAAGAUUAUUUAAUUAAAGAAUCUGUUAUAUGUUUAGGUCUAUAAGAGUAUGAUUUUUUUAAUAGAUAAAAUCCAAUAAAAAUUGAGAAUUCUUUUUAAUUUUAUAAAAUUAAUAAAUAAAAUUAAGUAAUAGAAUUUCAAAAGAAAACUAAUAAUUAAUAAAGGCCAGAAAACAAUAGAUAACAGGGUAAUAAUACUUAAGAACAUUUAAGAGUAGAAUAAAAUAAUACUUCUAAGAACAAUAAUUAAGUUGUUUAGGAUGAUAAAUAAAUUAAAUAAUGA